This is a messenger RNA of Microplitis mediator, 2980 nucleotides long. RefSeq lists its product as uncharacterized. NCBI's taxonomy places the organism in Eukaryota, Metazoa, Arthropoda, Insecta, Hymenoptera, Braconidae. The record is from RefSeq and is a predicted model, not a curated record. Gene Ontology annotation, biological process: sphingosine biosynthetic process. The transcript is spliced from 7 exons. Gene Ontology annotation, cellular component: cytoplasm; membrane; intracellular membrane-bounded organelle. Bases 612 to 2627 code for a protein of 671 amino acids.
AAAAAAAAACAUUCUAAUUGACUAAAUAUUUAAUUUGUAUAUUGAUUUGAAAGUUGAUAACAAAUUGUGUGACAUCAUACAACUAUAUCUAAUAUCUCAUGAGAUGAUAUUAUAUAUAUUUACUAAAAUUUAAAGUUGGUUUUAUAUAUUAUAUUAAUAACAACUCUAAAUGUAGUUUAAUAUUAUAGAAAGUAGAUAUCUAAUGAUAAUAAAAAAAAUAUAUAAAGACAAGAAUAGUUAAAAAGUGCCUUACACCCCCUCGAGAUUAAGUUCAAGUAGUAUAUCACAAAUAAUUAUAUUUAUUACAGUGUACGAUAAAAGUUAACUUUUCAUUGAAAGAUAAAAAAAAAACACUUUAUUUUAUUUUUUUAAAUAUAUAUAUUAUUUUUGUGAAUAAUAUAACGUGUUAGCUUAUCAGAAAAUAAAUUUUUGAAAAUGUAGUGUAUAUGAACUGGUCAAGUGAUGAAAAAUUUUUUUUAUAAUUUAUAUAAAUUAUUAUUACUGCAAUGCGUUUAUAGUAUUUAUUAUUUUUAUUUUAAAUUCCAACAUAUUGGCAUUUCCCGCUCAAAUAAACUUAAAUUAAUAAAUAAUUGGUGAUUAAUAUAAAUAUAAUGGAUCAAGAGUCAUCACAAUUACGAUCGAGUGCUUUACUUGAGGAAACAUUUUAUAUAACAUCAAAAAAAAAUACAUAUUAUAGAGUAAAAUUGACAGAAAAAGGUUUAAGUCUUGAAAAAGAAAGUAAUGGUGCAACUAAAAUAGAGACUAUUUCUCUUAGUGAUAUUAUUGGAUGUAAAUGCAUGCGAUCUAAACGUCGAAAUGGUGCAAGUUGUGCUUGCCGUCCAACUAUUUCAAAGCCUCAAAUGAGAGAUGUUCAAGUUAAUGAAACAUACAAUGUUUGGGACGAACUUGAUACUUCUGCAUAUUUAUAUAUUUAUGCUUAUACGCUUAAAAAACCACGUGUUAAAGGAGCUCCAAGACGUGAACGCACAACAAUUACACUAAGAUUUCGUAGUUUUGAUAAAUAUCAAGAUAAUCUUAGGGAAGCCAGUAGAUGGAGACUUGCUAUUAAAUGUCUCAUUAAAAAAAUUCCAAUACCAAAAAAUUUAAUGAGCCCAACUCAUGGAAAUUUAGAUUCUUUAUUAAAAGCUUGUUCAAGUGAAGAAAAAAAACUUUUAGUCUUUUUAAAUCCAAAGUCUGGACCAGGAAGAAGUCGGGAAACAUUUCAAAGAAGAAUUCAUCCUAUAUUAUCUGAAGCAGAAAAACUUUAUGAGGUUUACAUUACAAAAUAUCCAAAUUAUGCGAGAGAAUUUGUAAGAAUAAGAAAUAUUUAUCAAUGGAGCGGGAUAUUAUGUGUUGGAGGCGAUGGAAUUCUUUUUGAAGUUAUAAAUGGUCUUUUAGGAAGACCAGAUUGGAAACGUGCAUUAGAGGAGCUUCCUCUUGGCAUAAUUCCGUGUGGAUCUGGCAAUGGUUUAGCUAAAUCAAUAGCAUAUGAAAAACAAGAACCUUAUGAUUCAAAUCCAAUGCUUAUUAGUGCAUUAUCAGUUGUUAAAAAUAAAUAUACACCAAUUGAUUUAGUACGAAUUGAAACAACAGGUCAGAUUCUUUAUUCAUUUCUAUCAGUAGGCUGGGGUUUAAUUGCGGACAUUGACAUCGAGAGUGAAAGACUCAGAGCCAUUGGUGGGCAACGUUUUACUAUUUGGAGUAUAGCCAGACUUAUAGGUCUUCGUAUUUAUAAAGGGACUGUUUCAUAUUUACCUUGUGAUAAUAAUAAUAAGGUAUCAACACAAACUGUAAUAAAUGAAAAUAAUAAAACAAAUGGUGGAUUUUUAUAUGACACUAAAAAUCACAAUGAUAAUGAUGAUAUUGAUAUUAAUAUUGCUACUGUAAAAAAUAAUAAUGACAUAAUAACACACUCAAAAAGUUAUGGGGAUAAUCUUGAUCGUUAUUGUGACGGCGUUAAAGAAUCAAAAAGUUACCAUAAUGUUCUUGACUCAGUAACAAGUGAUAUUGGUGAUAUCUAUCUCGAUGAUAAUAAUGAUGUAGUGGGUGAAAAUUUAUCACUUGAAACAGAAAUUCAAAGCCGUACACGAUUAGAUAGUUUUUAUUCAGCAACUUCAAGAAAAUCAACAUAUUACAGUACUGGCUCUGCUUCUAGUUAUCAUAGUAUGGAAGAUAGUGGUAGUUUAACACCAGAUGGUGAAGAUCCUGAUACUGUAUAUAAUAGAAUUAUGUAUGGACCAUCCUCGAGUCUUCCGGCUUUGACCGCACAACUUCCAAAUGAUUGGAUACAAAUAAAAGGUGAAUUCGUAGCAGUUCAUGCAAGUUAUCAAUCGCAUAUUGGUGAAGAUGGAUUUAUUGCUCCUAGAGCUAAACUUGCUGAUGGUUUAAUAUGGCUUUUAAUUAUUAAAGCUGGUAUUACACGAACUAAUCUUCUCCAGUUUCUUCUUGGUUUAAAUACUGGUACUCAUUUGGCUAGCAAUGGAGUAGAUAUGAUUCCUGUAAAAGCAUUUCGUAUUGAACCAGAAACAAGUGUGACUGGUAAUAUGACUGUUGAUGGAGAAAAAGUUGAUUAUGGUCCGCUACAAGCCGAAGUCUUUCCAUCUUUAGCGACAGUCAUGAGUCCUUGACUAUAACCUUGAGUAGAAUUUUAGUUUCUCUAAGCUCACACGUAUUAAUAUUUAUGGCAUUUCGUAAAAAAUAUUGUAAUAAAUAUUUACAUUUUAUUUUUACAAUUGUUAAAUUCGAAAAUCAAUUUAUUAUUAUUAUUAUUAUCGAUAAUAAUUAUGACAUAAACAAAAUACAUAUUCCCAUAUCAUAUUGAUAACUAAUAUGGUAUCAAUUUUAAUUUAAAUAAGCCAAUAUAUUUAUCAAAAAAUUUAUAUUUGUGAAUAUUGUACUUUAAUCAUCGAGCUGAUAAUCAUUUAUGAUUUAUAUUAUUAAUUUUGUAGAUAAAAUAAUAGAUUUAAAUAUAUAUAUAUAC